This is a messenger RNA of Capsicum annuum, 872 nucleotides long. RefSeq names its product deoxyuridine 5'-triphosphate nucleotidohydrolase. Gene Ontology annotation, molecular function: magnesium ion binding; dUTP diphosphatase activity. The transcript has 3 exons. Lineage: Eukaryota; Viridiplantae; Streptophyta; Magnoliopsida; Solanales; Solanaceae. The record is from RefSeq and is a predicted model, not a curated record. Bases 213 to 668 code for a protein of 151 amino acids. Gene Ontology annotation, biological process: dUTP catabolic process; dUMP biosynthetic process.
GGACAAUCUUUCAACUAACACCGCAAUAAUUCAUCCAUCAACUACAAUCCGUUGACGUUAUUGCGAGAUUAGUCAAUGUCCUUUCCUUUAAAUAUAUUAUAGAGUUGUUUUUUGUUAUUUAAAAAAAAGUAAUCAGGGAUUAGUUUAAAUUGACCAUUGAUCUGUACACUGAAAUUGUAAACAAUUUUCUGGUGUUGUGAUCUAAUUAAUUGAUGAUGGCAGAGGAAAAAAAGUUGACAAAUUUUGCAGUACAAAAUGGAUCAGUUGAUAUUUGUGAAGUCAUUAAGAGUUAUAUACCAAUCUUGAAUGUAAGAAGAUUAUCAGACAAGGCCACUUUGCCUAAAAGAAUGUUCCCUCAUUCUGCUGCUUAUGAUCUUUUCAGUGCAAGGGACACUGUGGUGCCAGCUCGAGGCAAGGCGAAAAUUGCCACUGACUUAAGCAUAGACUUACCUCCAGGAACCUACGGUCGUGUUGCUGCAAGAUCAAGUGUAGCUUGGCGUCAUUCCAUCGAUGUUGGCGGUGGAGUGGUUGAUGCAGACAAAAAUCAUGUUUUCGUGAUACUGUUCAAUCAUUCUGAUAUUGAUUUCGAGGUGAAGGUUGGCGAUAACAUAGCACAGCUAGUCAUUGAGCUCCAUGCUAUACCUGAGGUUGUUGAGGUUUAUCAGUAAUUAUGUUCAAGAUUUGCCGGAGCAACUCUAUGUCUAUGGAUGUUACGCAGUUAUUAUGUUUAUUGUUUAAUUUCACUCUCAUGCUCAGAGGCUGAUGUAGAACGGGUUCUUUGGUUUCAACUGAGCUCAUCGCUCGAACUAUCUAUACAUUUGCCAGAACAAAAUAAAAAAUGUAUGCAUAUACAAGCAUCACUCAUUUUCGAA